Messenger RNA from Penicillium brasilianum, 2058 nucleotides. The record is from the annotation of a GenBank genome assembly. Lineage: Eukaryota; Fungi; Ascomycota; Eurotiomycetes; Eurotiales; Aspergillaceae.
CGAGGUUGCAGUCAGGCAAUUCCCCUGAGACGCCCCGCUUGAAAUACCCAAUGGUCCGAUGGCAGCGGAUAGUACCGCCAGGGUCCGAAGCAGAUUUGCCAGGAUUCUCUGCUCAGACUUCGAGGGAACGAGCCUAGCGUUCACGGUUGCUCUUAAAUCAUAGGAAUGGCUAGAAAUACAAAUGAAUCCCACGCAUUCACACGGCCGUAGCUUUCAGCUCAAGCCCAUGCCAAGCCUCGAUUGAGAUCUUGAAAAUGCUUAUCCUGGCCCCAUUUACUCUAUUAGUGGCGACGGCCGCCGCCUUGCAGAACCCUCAUCGAAAGGCCCCCUCUGUCAAACUCCCUACCAGCUCUCUUCACAAAAGAAGCAGUGCGGUCAAGUUGGGGCAUCAGUAUUUGAACAACAAUACACAGAAGUACCUUGUCGAUGGGGCGCACUUCCCCCAGGUCCCAUUUGAUAUCGGCGAAAGUUAUGCAGGCCUCUUGUCGAAUGCUCCUCACGGGGAGUCCAGCCUGUUCUUCUGGUUCUUCCCUUCUACCAAUCCAGAUGCGAAAAAAGAGAUAACGAUCUGGCUUAAUGGAGGUCCUGGCUGUAGCUCUCUGGAUGGCUUACUGCAAGAGAAUGGACCGUUUCUCUGGCAGUCAGGGACAUAUGCGCCCGUCAGAAACCCCUACUCAUGGUCCAAUUUGACCAACAUCGUUUACAUCGACCAACCUGCCGGUACUGGACUAUCCCCUGGACCGGCUACCGUUCAGAACGAGAUCGAUGUGUCAAACCAAUUCAACGAUUUCUGGAAGAGAUUUAUUCAAACUUUUAGUAUGCAAGGAUAUAAGAUAUACAUUACUGGUGAAAGUUAUGCGGGGCAAUAUAUCCCAUAUCUUGCUUCCGGCAUGCUGGAUCAGAAUGAUACAACUCAUUUUAACCUGAAGGGCAUACAAAUCAAUGAUCCGUCCAUCAACGAGGAUAAUGUCAUGAUUUACGCUCCUGCCGUCCCUGCGCUUAACCAUUUCUCCACCGUCUUUUCGCUUAACGAUACUUUCAUGACGGAAAUCAACAAGCGCGCAGAUGAGUGUGGCUACAAUCAGUUCCUUGAUAAAGCGUUGACCUUUCCCCCGCCUAAAGACUUCCCAACCGCACCGGAUCCCAGUCAACAUGGAUGUGACGUUUGGGAUCAGAUUAUCAAAGCAGCUACCUACAUUAACCCGUGCUUCAACAUCUAUCACCUAACAGACUUCUGCCCGUUCUUGUGGGAUGAAAUGGGUUUCCCGUCCCUAGCCGGCGGCCCAAAUAACUACUUCAACCAGUCCGCGGUCCAGAAAGCCUUGCACAUUCCCCCUACCAACUACGCUGUCUGUGGUGGAAACAUUUUCCCCAACGGUGAUGGAUCAGCCCCUAGUGCACUCGGUCCGCUUCCCAGUGUGAUUGAGCGCACUAAUAAUGUCCUCAUUGGUCAUGGUUGGUACGAUUAUCUACUGUUUUUGAACGGGACCCUGGCAACCAUCCAGAACAUGACAUGGAAUGGACAUCAGGGCUUCCAAAAGCCUCCGGUUGAGCCACUGCUGGUUCCAUACACAGAUGCCUUGAACGCGAUCGCAAAUGGCAACGGACAGACGCCUUUUACUGCCGAUGCGGGGGCCGGCAUUCUGGGGACAGCUCAUACCGAACGCGGAUUAACGUUCAGCACUGUAUAUGGAUCUGGACACGAGAUUCCGCAGUAUACCCCCGGUGCUGCUUAUAGGCAACUUGAGUUUUUACUUGGCCGGAUCAAAAGUCUGCAGGACGGGGGUCCUUUCACUACCAAGUGAGAAAUUGACGUUUUUGGGCAACCCCAUGCCGUUGAUUGCACGUUGGCGAGAGCGUUAAUAAGAUGCUGCGAAGAGCAGACUGCGACCUUGUUGGACCAACUUGAAUGAUGCAAAACCCACCUCUGGUGAUAAGAUCAUCUCUUUAUAUUGAACAUACAUAGAUCAAUCGAUUGAAGCAGACAAGCAAUUUUUUGUAUCCGAGAAUUUUCAUUGUGAGUGAUGAUAGCUAUAAUUCAAUUGUGAUCAAUUCCCG